AUGGACAAAUUCACGGAAGAAGUGCGCAGAUCUAUGGAAGAGAAACUGAGGCAAGAAUUCGCACGGAAGAUAAGAAUGGUCAAAAGUUCACCGGCUCGUCCCACGAAAAGCAUCGUCCGGCAGAAACUUAAAUUUUACGCGGACAAAUGCUAUGAGUUUGAAAGUCUACACAAGCACGCCAAAGCACGAUUUGUUUCUCUUAUGAUGGACAGGUGGGUUAUGAUCAUUGUCAGACGUGGAGCGUUGCGCUAUCUUCUGAAGAUAGAGCAACUCUGCAUGGAGCACAAGGAAGAACGCACGAAUCUCACAGUCAUGAGAGACCAAUUCGUGUUAGCGCACGAGUGGUACGAAGUCUUGCUAUCACGUCUUUACGACCUCCUCUUGAAAGAAGAAAAGGCAGCGGUAGAAGAAGCAGAAGGCGAGUUCAAACGGAACACUACCGCAGAAGACAAAACUCUUCGUGAGCUGAGGAAAGCCUUUAAGGAUUUGCAGGACAACGUCAAAAAGCAGCAGCACGAAACACGGGAGUUGAUGCAAGCCAUGCAUCAGCACUUCGAAGGACUAGUCACCCGCGCAAUGAAAGACGGAUUUCGCUCACUUCGCGAAGACGUCAAGAGGCAACAGUAA
Molecule: messenger RNA, 627 nt
Organism: Cylicocyclus nassatus
Lineage: Eukaryota; Metazoa; Nematoda; Chromadorea; Rhabditida; Strongylidae
Source: the annotation of a GenBank genome assembly